This is a messenger RNA of Schizophyllum commune H4-8, 1834 nucleotides long. RefSeq lists its product as uncharacterized. The record is from RefSeq and is a predicted model, not a curated record. NCBI's taxonomy places the organism in Eukaryota, Fungi, Basidiomycota, Agaricomycetes, Agaricales, Schizophyllaceae. Bases 43 to 1824 code for a protein of 593 amino acids. The transcript has 3 exons.
CCUCAACCCUCACCUAAGCCACCGCAUUUGAGCAGGCUCUCGAUGCAACGAGAGCGGGUCUCUCUCGACACCCUACCCCUUGAGCUCAUAGCAUACAUUGCUGGCUAUGCUCACAACUGGGAGAAGCUCCCCACGCGACUGAGCGUCUAUGGCGUGCUGGCUGCCACAAACCGGCGCUUACGGGCCUUCGCGUACCCCUUGUCGGUUUCGAGGUUGGUUUUGGAUCCAGACCCUGCACUUUGGGAGACUUUGGAAAGGCAGUUGCAUAAAGCGCACGAAGAUGGUAACUUUUGUUAUGUCCGACAUAUGCAGUACGGACCGAGAACCUACCCUCAGAUAGGGUGCGAUGACACGGCGCCUAGGAGGACCGCUGACUACCAGCUGUCUUCCCUGAUCAUGUACCGGCCUUCGGAACUGCGCAGCUUCAUAUGCCUCUACGCGACUUGCUCGCCCAUACUGGAAGCGCUCAGGGAAUCGUCGCAUAUGCACACGCUGGCGCUUAUGUGGCGCGGCGUCACCUUCCCGGACCUGCGGUCGUUUCCGCGGCUGAAGACCCUACGCCUGCAGACGCCCUUCGAAAUCGUCGACAGCUUCGCCCUCCCGCCGCCGCGGAAGCUCGACUGGCGGCACGCUGCGCUGACGACGCUUGUGAUCCAUGGUCCACGCUCGCUGCCCCGGGCCCUGACCCUCGCGUUGCACGACGCGUGUCCGGCGCUCCGCGUGCUGAGCCUACAGGAUACGCGGGUGACGCCCGAGGAGGUCUUCCAUAUCAUCGCGACUCACGCGGGGAUAGAGGAGGGGAACUUCAGCUUUUAUGGCCAGAUAUGUGUAAGGCGGCCGUUACUCCUCGGCAACGUCAUGCGCGCGAUACAGGGGGAGGGCUCGUGGGCAAGGUCGCUCUCGCAACCCCACGACGACCCUCGAAAGUUGAAUGCCAACUGGUUGCCGACGGAAGCAUGGAAGCGGGUACCGAUUAGCGGGUUCGCUUUUGCUCGUGCGCGUAACGUCGACGAGACGGACGCGGCAUAUGCAGUGUCAGAGCUCACGCUGCAGCAAGUUCUUGCCACGUCGGAUGACGAGGUUACGACAGACGACCUUUCGAUCAUACUCGGCCAGCUUCCAGGAGUCCCGGGGUUGGAGAAGGUCCAGCACUUAGCCCUGCAUAUCUCUUCGGGACCGCUCGCAGGCUGCGACACCUUCGAUGAAUGGGCGGCCUCCUUGGCGCGACUAUUGAGUCAUUGGACGGAGCUGCGCACCGUGCGUCUGAAGGUCGAUCUUCUGUCCUCGAAGUGGGACCGGCACACCAACUACGCCGUUCUGGACGAUCUGGAGCCGCCCGUCAACGAUAGAGGCGAUGGAGACUACCACACGCUCGGCCAAGCACUGAAGACCCUCGAACAGCAAAUCAUCGUUGAACCUGGAAUGCGCGGGCUCAUGGAGGGUUUGCAAGCGUUAUUCGACGAUGAUUCUCCAGACCUCUACCUCCCCGACGGAACAAUCAACACGGAACUGGUGCUCAUACCAAUAUGGGAGGAAAGGCAUUGCGUGCAAGUCGCGAAGGCGGUUCGACGAAUUGCCACUGCCUGCCCACUGUUGACGGAGUUCAAGUGGCAUACCUGCGUGGAUCUGAUCGUGGACCCUACCUGGACGUGGAAGAUCAGAAGGAAAGGCGGUAGUGGGAAGGAUGCACAGAGUGUUCACCAAGUCGUGGGCGACUUGUUAUGGCCCGAUUUCUGUGUGAGGGGUACUCCGUACAGCUUCGAAAACCUUGUAGGACAGGAGCUUCGACAAGCUGAGUUAGCCCAUCGUGGCGCUCUCUCUUGACAUAGAAUAG